GUGUAUAACCGAUGCAAAGUAUCAACAAGCAAUAGGAAUGUCAAUUGAAUGCCGAAGGUUGGAUAAACUUAAGGAAGCGAUUACAAAGAGUGAAAAUGUUCAUGCAACUCUGUCAUAUUGCACGGAUGUAUCUCAUGCUUUCGUCAAUAGGAGAGAAUAUCGCCGUGAGGUACUUCUUCUUCUUGUCAAAGUAUACCAAGAUCUUGCAUCCCCCGACUACUUAAACAUUUGCCAGUGCCUUAUGUUCCUCGAUCAACCCGAUGGUGUUGCAAGCAUACUCGAGAAACUUUUAAGAUCCGAAAACAAAGAUGAUGCGAUGAUGGCAUUUCAAGUCGCUUUUGAUUUAAUUGAAAAUGAGCACCAAGCUUUUCUACUGAGUGUCAGAGACCAGUUGUCAAGUCCCAAGUUGAAACCUGAAACGCCAGCUGUCACAGAGCGAAAUCCCUCUGUGUCAGAGGACACUCAAAUGGCUGAUGAAACACAACCACUUAUUGCUACAGAGGUUACAGUGCCUGAAUCUGAUGAUCCAACUGAAGUGACAUAUGCUGAGAGGUUGACUAAAUUGAAGGGGAUAUUGUCUAGUGAAACUUCGAUUUAGUUGACUCUCCAGUUUUUAUACAGUCAUAACAAGUCGGAUCUGCUUAUUCUCAAGACAAUAAAGCAAUCAAUCGAGAUGAGAAACAGCGUUUGCCACAGUGCAACAAUAUAUGCUAACGCCCUUAUGCACGCUGGAACAACCGUAGACACAUUUUUAAGAGAAAAUCUGGAUUGGUUGAGCAGAGCCACAAACUGCGCUAAAUUCAGUGCAACAGCCGGGUUAGGUGUUAUUCAUCGAGGCCAUAUUCAACAAGGAAGAUCGCUCAUGGCUCCUUAUCUUCCUCAAAGUGGGUCCGGUGGUGGUAGUCCCUAUUCUGAAGGUGGGGCCCUCUAUGCUUUGGGUUUAAUUCAUGUUUGUUCAUUAUGAAAAUGGGUAUGUUCGUGUUCGUUUAAAACUAAAUUAACAGUUCACGAACGUAAACGAACACAAAUGAACAUAAUUGGAAUAAAAUAAAUGAAGACAAAUGAACCAAAACUAGUUUUUUUUUUUAUAUUUAAAUUAGUGAUCAAUUACGAUAAGUUCCACUGUAAAGCUUAUUUUUAAUACUAGAAAGCUUAACUACUAAUUAUUUAU
Messenger RNA from Helianthus annuus (common sunflower), 1171 nucleotides. Its product is annotated as 26S proteasome non-ATPase regulatory subunit 1 homolog A. Lineage: Eukaryota; Viridiplantae; Streptophyta; Magnoliopsida; Asterales; Asteraceae. Gene Ontology annotation, biological process: proteasome-mediated ubiquitin-dependent protein catabolic process. The transcript is spliced from 4 exons. The record is from RefSeq and is a predicted model, not a curated record. Bases 38 to 598 code for a protein of 186 amino acids. Gene Ontology annotation, cellular component: proteasome regulatory particle, base subcomplex; nucleus; proteasome storage granule.